Molecule: messenger RNA, 1403 nt
Organism: Dermacentor silvarum
Lineage: Eukaryota; Metazoa; Arthropoda; Arachnida; Ixodida; Ixodidae
Product: neprilysin-1-like
Exons: 4
Coding region: 6-1037 (343 amino acids)
Biological process (GO): protein processing
Cellular component (GO): plasma membrane
Molecular function (GO): metalloendopeptidase activity
Source: RefSeq, a predicted model, not a curated record
AGAAAAUGAAUAGAUCACUCAACGCGCAGGUGUUCGCGCCACUGGGCGACAUUGACCUACUGAAGAACAAGUUUGGUGACCACGAUAAGGGCGUCGAAAACAGGCCAGUCUUUUGUUCUACCGAAGUCGAAGCUACGUACGGCGUUCUCAUCCCGUCGGUCUACGUGGCAGCACAUCUGACGCCACAGGCACGAUUGCAAGCGAACCGCACACUGACGUACAUCAUCAACGCGGCUGUCAACGGCAUCAACCGGCUGUCGUGGGGAAAUGACUCGUCCCGCAUUGCCAUCAUCGAGAAACUGAAUAAUACUGGCGUGUCCCUGUGGCCUCCGGACUCGCUGCUCACAUGGCGUGGCCUUAACGAAAUGUACGCCACCUUCGCGCCGUAUAAAAACUCGUUCGCCGAGUACUGGGUGCACGGGCACGAACGACUCCGGCAGCUGGCCGAGCAACCUCGCUAUGGCCAAGCAUUGGCAAUUCGACCCAACUUCGUGCUCCCAUUGUUCGCCUACGACUACGUGCUCAACACGGUGUCUAUCGCCGUGAACGCGUUGGCGAGGCCGCUCUUCUAUGCCCAAGGAACAGCCGCAAUGGAUCAUGGAGGCUUCGGCUUCGGCUUCGCCAGGGAACUGGUCAAAACUCUCGACGGCACGAGUCUCAAGGUUGAUCCGGCAGGACGCAUUAACGACUCCUGGGUCACGCCAGAAUGGCGCGAACAGACGUCGAUGAAGGCCAACUGCUUGUCGUCCGGCAAGGACAUCUUUCCCGAGGUGCCUGCACUGCAGUUGGCAUAUGAGGCGUUUCAGAGGCGGCACCGAGAAUUGCCCGCGAGUCUGCGGCUAUCAGAUGUUUGGAGUGAAGAGCAGGUUUUCUUUAUUACAGCCUGCUUCACCAUGUGUACCCUCGCCGGUCCAAUCAGAGCUCUGACUGGGGACUGCAACAAGGCAGUCAGCAACUUUCCGGCUUUCGCUCAAGCCUUUCAGUGCCCUACGGGUUCACCCAUGAACCCGGAGCAGAAGUGCUUUUAUUUUGACUGAGACCCACAAACUACGUUCCUCCGAAGCAUGCUGUCUGCAAAUUUCUACAAUGUCUCUUUCGCAUUCUGCAUGAUGCCCACUAACGUUGAAUGUGCAUAUUUUUAAACGGUGUCGUGCUGCCACAGCAAUCUGCCACCAUAAGCUGCGUCACAACACUUUGAACGAUUGUGAAGCUUUCGACGAACCACCCACCUUAGACGUACAUUCACCACCACAUAGUUUUGUUUAGAAUUAGAAUCAAGCGUGUUGUUUGAAGUUCUUUUUUUCUCAUUCGUCUCGACGUAUUGCAGUUAUCGUUUGUGGAACGUGUAUAUUGGUUUCCAUGGCUGGUGCGCAAAACUCGAAAUGGAGUUAGGUAUCAUAAUG